AUGUGCAUCGCCCAUCAAUUUUGCGACCGCAUAUACGAGGCGCAAAAGGAGACCAAGGAUGCUGCGUAUCCGUGGAUAGAAAUUAGUGCUGGGACCCCCAAAGCAACCGCGAUAUCUGGAUGCUUGUCGAUCCUACUAGUAGAAGGUUGUGGAAACGGAGGGUCGUUUCAAUGGCAGAAUAUGCGUUCCCCAGGCUCCUCAUUACCUCCAGCUAAUGCAGGCCAUAGAAGCCGUUUGAUGAUACAUACCAUAUUCGUUACUCCGACCCUACUACACAAGGACCCAGCAUCCGUUUGUGCAGGCGUCGUUCACGGUUCAAAUGGCUCAUUAGCCUCGAACGGCGGAUGCCACAAAGUCAAAAUCGACCAUCUUAAUGGAGAGAGCCGGUCGCCACCGCUGCCGACGACACAUUCCGCCAUCCAUGGGAUGUCAUCUGCUUCGAGGAUACAGGACAGCAAUGUGCAUCUUCGUCUCUAUACCGGCUCGAAGGCCAUCCCCAGAAAGGCUAUUGAUGAUGUCCGUGUCCACUGUCGCCCAUCCUUGUCGUCGGAAAUCAUUCGCCUAGAUAUCACUGUCAGAGGUUUUCGCCAUCGCAGACGCAGUGAUCGCCCACGUUGCCGCGAUGGUCAUGCAGGCAUCAACGCGAAGCCACUGGAAAAGUCCAGGCGAAGAAGAAUGGUUUAUGUCAUGACCGAUUUCGGUUUGAUGUCUCUGUCUGGAUUUGUCCGCAAAGCGUAUUCUCCGCCAGCUGAUGUUCGGUCCGACCGUUAA
Messenger RNA from Guyanagaster necrorhizus, 771 nucleotides. RefSeq lists its product as uncharacterized. The transcript has 7 exons. Lineage: Eukaryota; Fungi; Basidiomycota; Agaricomycetes; Agaricales; Physalacriaceae. The record is from RefSeq and is a predicted model, not a curated record. Bases 1 to 771 code for a protein of 256 amino acids.